GUUCUGGACAUAAUCCAACAGGAACGUAAGUACAGUUUAUGUUCACGUGCAGCAUGGUCAUCGGGUUUUAUUCACUGAACUGCUACGUCGUGGCGUGUGUGGAAAUGUACAGUUUGUUUACUCAGUUAAUGAAUCAUUGAAGGAUUUACUUACCUGUUCUUAAGAUUUUGAAAAAUAAAGAAGAUUUUUCGAUUAUCAAACUUUGAUUAUUUAGAGAUUACAUCAACACAACAGUUGGAUUUCAAACUACGAUACAGACAUACCAUUUCUGGUGUUAAGUUUUACACGGCAGAACGUUCAACUCAAAGCGCCCAAUUUUCUUUGUUUUGUUUCAUGAACAACGCCAUUCACCGUGCAAUCUUAAUGGCAAGAUGGCAAAGUGCCUGGAAGCCAGUUGUUCUUAUAUUUUGUGAAAAUAACGGAUAUAUGCCUAUAGACUUAUAAGCCUGUGACGUCAAAAUGGAUCCAGGUCCGACAUGGAAGAAGAUGCUUCCCCUAUCCAUCAUUGUGGUAAUUUUCCUGUGUACCGGAGCGCUCGUGUUUAGCGCCAUUGAGGGGGACCCGGAACUGGAGAGGCGACAGGUGCUCCGGGAAUACCUCAGCAGGUUUCUGCGGAACCACACCUGCAUUGAUUCUGACGAACUGCACGAGUUGCUGUCGGAAGUAGACACGGAAAUCAACUUCGCUUUGCGCAUGAUCAGAAACAAGACUGUCUACACCCAAUGGGACUUCUCAGGGUCAUUCUCUUUCGUCAUCACUGUCGUCACAACCAUAGGGUACGGGAACCUGGCCCCACGGACGGGCCUGGGGAAGGUGGCUGUGGUGGUAUUCGCCUUCAUUGGUAUCCCGAUCACAAUGAUAAUGAUCUCCUACAUAGGACAAAUGUUGACGAGGCUGUCCAAACGGGUCAACAAAUGUAACCUCUGUUCGUCCAAACCAAUGGUCAACAAAGUUCUUAACAUUAUGCUGAUUAUAACCCUAGGGAUCACCAUGCUGUUUGGAAUCCCGGCCUUCAUAUUUAAUCAGGUUGAGAAGUGGGACUUCUUGGAAGGACUGUACUAUUGUUUUGUAACGUUAUCUACGAUCGGAUUCGGGGAUUAUAUUGCAGCUAUAUCUGAGAACCGCCUGAGUGACCGCGGGGCUGGUGACGUGUACAGAGUGGUGACGUAUGUGUGGAUCCUGUUCGGUUUGUCCUAUCUUUCCCUCGUCAUAUCCUACAUAACAGAGGUCUUCAUAAAAAAGGCAGAGAAAAUGGAAAACUUCACCAAAAAUAAAUUUGAGAAUGAAAUCAACAAACUACAAGAUGAAAUCACAAAAACAAAGAGAACGGUACAACAAAAAGCUUCUACAGUGAAAACUAGUGUCAACCGUAAAAUGAGAGACUCUCACUCCCCAAAAUUAACGAGAGGAGAUGCUCUAGACCAAAAGGAUGGGAAAAAUGGAGUACAGCUUCUAAAAGUAACUUUCAUCUCCGAAGGCAGAGACAACACAAUAUGUUCAUGACAUCGUAUAAUUGGUCGUUGGCAUUUACAGUGAGAAAAUGUGACUUGGGAAUCCAAAGGAUUACAUAAUCACCAAUGAAAGAGACAAGGCGUGCGUGUCAAUUCUUGAAUGUCAUAUAACUAAGAUUUUAUCAUAAAUAUGUGUCAAAAGGAUGCGUUGGUGGCUUUUGAUUGAAGGUCAGAGUCGGUAUGUCCGCCUGUCCGUUUAUGCUGUUAACGAUUCCGCACGAACUUCAGAUCAUGAAUGCCAAACAAAUCUAAAUAGAAGAUUGUACCAAAGACACACAAGUAAUAAGGACAUUUUAACAUCAAUGAAGCAAUUUAUUUACAGUUUUUAUUCUGAAAAGAAUGUAUAAAACUGCAUCGCUGUUUCGUCCUUCUAGGGCUCGUCUGUGAUUCAAAAUACAUCAUACAGCUGUUACGUUCUUCUCGGACCCGACAGUAAAGUUAGGGAUAUCCUAAAGCGGUUUCGUCCUUCUAGCGCUCGUCACUGAUGCUAGGGAUAUCAUAAAGCUGUUUCGUCCUUCUAGGGCUCGUUAGUGACGGUAGGGACCUCUUACAGCUGUUUCGUCCUUCCAGGAAUCACUCGUCAGUGAUGCUAGGGACAUCAUACAGCUGUUUUGUCUUUUUCGGUCUCGUCAGAAAUGCUAGAAGCAUCAUACAUCUGUUUCGUUCUUCUAGGAUAUGUCAGGGAUGUACGUUAGGGACAUCAUAAAACUGUUUCUUUCUUCUAUGCUACGUCAGGCAUGUUCGGGACAUUAUACAACUGCUUCGUCCUUCUAGGACUCAUCAGUGAUGCUAGGGACAUAAUGCAGCUGGUACGCCGUUCUAGGACACACCAAGGAUGGUAGGGACCUCAUAGAGGUGUAUAUUGUCUUCCGAGUUUCGAGGACUCGUCAAGGGUGCUAGGGGCACCACACAGCUGUUUCGUCCUUCUAUGACUCGUCAGUGAUUCUAGGGACAUCAUACAACUGUUUUGUCCUUUUAGGACUCGACGGGGAUUCUAGGGCCGUUACACGGCUGUUUUGACCAUUUAGGACUGGUCAGGAUGUUGAUGACCCAGUCCUCUCACAUUGAAAAGGUCUGCUUAGGAUUUCUUCUCAGCUCCGAAGUGUCAAAAGUCAAGUAUCACCAGAAAAGAGUUAAAAAGUGUAUCAAUCAUAUGAGAUAUCUAAUAAACGUUUAAAUUUACUCUACAAUUUUAAGUAGCUCGAAAAGGGGAGAUAUCUUUUUGGGGGAUUUAAUAUUAAUUUAGCUUGUCAUACUUUUGGUAUGUUAUAAAGCAGGAUUUAAAGGCUGUAUAAUGGCAAUGGUUUGAAGUCUGAUUUGAUCUGUGUGAUGUGUUAGAGAGAGUAUCGUAUAUCAUCGUAAGAAUAGUGACUGUUGCUUUGUUCCUGAAGGAUGUCAUAUAUUUUGUCGCAUUUCAAAUAUUUUCAUCGCUUACGCAUGUACAGUUUUUAAUAUACAUUUGAUUAAAUAUCUGGCAUAGUCAAAUGAAUGGCAAAUAUUCAUUAUUUUAAAAAUGUAUUCAUCUAAACUAUUCUGUAUGGUUACCGUUUUAAAAGAAGAAAAAACCUUUUUAUUUACAUUUCAGAUUGUGAUAUUUGUUAAGAUAUAUAUCAUUUAAAACAUGACUCAUCAUAAGGACCGAACCUCAAUGGACGUCUAAGUUCUCGUUUCAGACUGUAAAGUUAUCUGGUCUCGUAGUGUUAUUUUUAUGUUUCGGUACACUUAUCGGAAUAUGGUAAUCCUUUAGACGCUUGACACAAUGUAAUGCAGCAAUUAGUCAAGAUUAAGAAAUAAUAAAAGGAUUUACUUGCUGUCAUUAGUGUUAUCCAGGGAUUAUCACCACGGCGAGAUAUUACUUUGUACACGUGCCCGUUAUCACAUUCUCAGACGAACCAACUAUCGUGAAUUAGUCAUGUAUUCCUGAACUACUUCAUUCAUGUAACAUUAACGUGGUACGAUGUGGGAAAAGUGAGCGUUCAGUUGUAUACCAGAAAUGGCAUUAAUAGAUACAUAAAUUAUAUCAAUAUUCACAUUUCUUCUUAAAAAUGUUGUAGCAACUAAUAAUUCAGAUAAAGAUUUGGAAGAAAUGAACUUUUAGAUAUCUUUUAUUGUGUAUACUGUUUGUAUGUUGUGCUGAAGCUGUAAUAUUGAUAUCAUAUCUAAUAUAAUUCACCUAAACAUCUGUACAUGCCAUCGUCAUAUGAUUAUCAUAUUACCAAUAUCUUAUCUAAAUGAGAAUGUAUUAUUUAUUUAUUUAAACUUUUAUACGAAAACUAUCAAGGCAUGUGUACUUUUAAACUGACUUGUAUUCAGUUUUAAUCUCCACAAUAACGUUUUAAUACUAUUUACUAGUUUAAAUGUAUUUAAGCUGUAGCAGUUCUGUGAUGUGUGACUGUUAAUUAAAUUUGACACUUUUUUCCUUUGUUUCCCCUUCGUAUGUUUGCAGACCUGCCACCUUUUAUCAGGAACCAAUAAUUUUUACCUACUGUGAUAUGCAUGUUACGUUCGAUAAAAUUCAACUAUUAUCAGUG
Pecten maximus is the source of this 4042-nucleotide messenger RNA. RefSeq names its product potassium channel subfamily K member 16-like. Gene Ontology annotation, cellular component: membrane. The transcript is spliced from 5 exons. The coding region runs from base 460 to 1503 and encodes 347 amino acids. The record is from RefSeq and is a predicted model, not a curated record. Gene Ontology annotation, molecular function: potassium ion leak channel activity. Gene Ontology annotation, biological process: potassium ion transmembrane transport; stabilization of membrane potential. Lineage: Eukaryota; Metazoa; Mollusca; Bivalvia; Pectinida; Pectinidae.